Molecule: messenger RNA, 2762 nt
Organism: Ostrea edulis (European flat oyster)
Lineage: Eukaryota; Metazoa; Mollusca; Bivalvia; Ostreida; Ostreidae
Exons: 7
Coding region: 1-981 (326 amino acids)
Source: RefSeq, a predicted model, not a curated record
AUGGAAAAGAAAUUUCAUUUAGUCGAGAGACAAGAAAACAUCUUGAAGAAAAGAUUGCAGGCUUUUCUUGCAGAGAUGCUGAAAUUCGGCACUAUGAAGGGAUUUAAGAACUUCGCCAUGUACCUCAGGGGACGGGAAGAAUUGGUUAUUAGUGUUCUAAAUCAGCCCAAAUCAUCACACUACAUCCACACCCUGGAGUCCACUGGUUUACCAACUUUCAAAGAUCCAAAUAGAAGUGGAAGUUUGACAUCAAAUAAUCUCCCUUAUGAUAAGAGGUCACUACUAAUAUCCUUGAGGUCACAAAUGACCUUGACCACAGCAGCAGUCCCUAAAGGGGUUGGUUUACCUCCUGCUUCACCAAGUGAUUCAGAGACGCAACCAGGGGAUGAGGCCUCCACCUUGUUCCUGAUAGCAGGCUAUGCUAGAUACAGCUGUCCGUAUGUAUGGAUUCGCUCUAACCAUCAGAGGCUAAUCAAACUGAUGGGCGACUCCGAGUCGGAGAAAGAUAGUCCUCUCCGCCUUAAAACCAUAGCCUCGUGGAAAGACUGCAAUGUGACACUGUACGACAUUGUUGCUGAGCUGGUCAAGCUGAACACCUACCCUGCCCCACAGAACCCCUUCCAGUUGGAUAUGGAGUAUUUCUCCACAUUACCUCCCUCAGAACUAAUACUAGAGACUGCAGCCAUGAUACAAACACUGAAGAAAAUUUUCCUUAAUACGUCAGAUGACAGACCUUAUACAGGAUGUGUGUUGGAAGAUUUACAAGUUAUGACCAGAAUGCAUUUCACUGCCUUGAAAAAAAUGGCAAAAGAUGGAAGUUUACCCAUUGUGCAACAAGAACAGAGACAGCGAUCUGGUUCAGGGCCGCCUGGUAAAUUUCGAUACCCUACUUCGCAGUACAACCCUGUACCUUCUAGUCAACAUCAGGAUAGAGGUCACUACCAAACUUCACCCCAAAGCUACACAUACACAGGAUACUAGUCAAGCUGGUCGGCAUCAUUGAGGAAUCUCAUUCUGUAGCAUUCAACAGAACGUCUCAUUUUCGCAUACAUCUGUGCCAUUUACUAGCAUUUCUUUUUUCGAGACAGUUUUAAAACUAAUUUCUUUGUAAAUAAGCAAACAAGAUUUUGUAAAACAUUGCUGUAUUUUUUGUACAGAAAUUUCUUUUCCUUAAUGUUAAGUGCAUUAGAUUUACAAAAACAUCAUGAUAGUAUUACCAAUACGUAAAUACCCAUAUACUCAACACACAAUAAAAACAUUAACUCUCUUUCAAAGAACACAACUUUAACAUUGUAAUGUAUUCUGGAACACCAUCACAUCUCACUGGCCCAUUUUAAGAGGUUAGUAAUAAUAGGCAUAAAACUCUAAAAUGGAAACGUGAAUUUUUUUUAAUGGGACAGGGAUGUACUUUUAUGUAAUAGAUUAAAAGUGGGGCAGGGUUCAAUGUUUUCCUUGUUUUGGGGGGAGGGUGGAUAGUAAAAUGCGACAAGAUUUUACCCGGUAUAUCAGUCAGAUAGGGUGAAAAAAUAAUAGCUUUUGAUUAAUUUUGUCAAAAUUCCUUCAAUAGAAAAUAACAAUAUUAUGAAAUUCACAGGCAAAUUUCCAAGCUGAAAUAUUAUUCAAAAUGUGUAAACUGUUACUAAAGAAAGUUAUUAAGUACACAUAUCAAAAUAUAUUUACGAAAACAUAUAAGUUCACAAUAGGCAAUAAAAAUCUCUAAUUCAAAUAGUUCUGAAUAUAAAAUAUCACAGCACUUGCCACGAUCAUCACAAAACUUUAAUCUCGUGUACAACAUCAUUUGUUUAAAAUAAAUUCCAGUUUUUGAUUUUAGUCAAACUAAAUUCCAAACUCCCCGCUGAGGCUUCAUCUAGGUAUAGACCUCUCCCAGCUGACGCAGUACAGAAACAGAUUUGUAUAUUGAGUCCGCGAUUCUCACGCAGGCAAAUAACACUAAAGAAGUAGUUUGUAGUUGAAGCUUGAAAAUAUUAAUAUCAAAAGCAUUAAUGUAAAAGUAUGGAUUUUAUUUUAAACAUAAAAUGAUCAAAAGAUCACUAAAAAUUAGGGAGACUCUGUUCAAAUUAUAGUGUAAAGUAAUGAACUUGAUGUUUUAGUUCUUGAUUUGAAAUGUUUGUUUGACAUUAUGUUUUCGCGUCAUUUUGCUGUGUGGUUUCGUAGUUCCUAGGAAACCCCUAUCCCAUAAUGCCUAACUGGAAGAGUUUGGUUUGUGAGCAAACGAACUCUGGUGGAAGUUUGAGCCAAAUGCAUAUAAUUCAAUUUUACUUGUAACAUGCAAUUUGAUUGGCUGAGCACAAAAUUUAGUUUGUAUUGUAUAACGAAUGGGAACAUCACGCGGCCUUUUCCGUCAAGUUGAGAGAGAAAAAAACUUGGGAUGUAAGCCCAAGAAUAAGAUUUUCAUAAUGAAGAUGUAAAAUAUAUUUUUCACCAAGGGGAAAGUUCCUGAUCCAUCUCUGAAAGCAUAAGACAUGCCAUAUUUUACGAUAUGUCCCGUCACAUUGACCUGUGUAUUGCAAUCAACAUUUUUCUGUACAUCUUGUCGGAUCGACUUAAAAGUCUCGUGUCGUAAUCAUUACAUUUUCUGUGAUCAAAAUUCUUUGCAAAUGCUACGUUUUCAAAUUUGAAAAAAUAUAAUACAUGCUCUGUUAAAUGACUCUUCAUCAGUAGUUGCUAAGUGAAUGCUUGUCUGGUGCAUGUGAUUUGUAUAUAUUAAUGUUUACUCAUAUUUUAAUAAACUAAGAUUUGUA